Leptosia nina is the source of this 282-nucleotide messenger RNA. Lineage: Eukaryota; Metazoa; Arthropoda; Insecta; Lepidoptera; Pieridae. The record is from the annotation of a GenBank genome assembly.
AUGAUUGAGGCUUUCAAAAGCGGGCAUAUUAGUGUUGAGUUUCUAUCAAUCAUAUUUGGUGCUGGGAUGCUGGUGAAUGUACCCUGUUAUUACAGCGAUAUGCUUAUGCAAAAGAGUGAUGAUGUGAGGAUGGCAUUGUAUUCUUGCGGUUGGGAGUCCCACUGGGAUCGCCAGUCACGGACCCUGAUCUUUUUGUUGCUAACAAGAGUAACCCGACCCGUUGCUAUGCAUACUAUGUUCUCAAAUAUAAGCCUGGACGGUUUAACCGAUGUACGUACGUAA